UUUUCAUUAUGGGCAGGUUUAAAACACCUGAAAUCUAGUUUAUUUUAUGACUUCAUUCCAUAACAUGUAUUUCCAUAAAAUGAAGAUUCCAGGUUGAAAAUACACUAUAUGACCUAGGCCUAUUUAAUUUGUUUCCUUUUGACGUUCUGAAAUUGGUGAGCAAAUUAUGACUAAUACCUCCCCUUGUACUUGACAUGUUUCUCAAGUCAUUCAUGUUUUUUCCCUUUUGUCUUUUUUGCCUCUGCUGUGCAUGUUACGACUCGCCCUUUACACAUGUACACUGUACACACCCUCUGAUAUACUUACACCAUGGGCCACACAAAAGCCAUGCAUCUUGGCACGCUGACUUGACUAUAUUCCAGUCAUUGUUGAUAUAACAGCAAUCAUUUUUGGUAUAGGCUAUUUGGUCAGUUAUUUUCCACCAAAUUCUCACCCAGUCCUUGUUGUCAACCACCUAAACAGGCUUGUAUUAUUUUCUAAGAAGUCAUGUGUUCCCGGAUUUGUGAGCAGGCAGGCGAACCCGAGGCCAUAUCCUGUGUUGGUUGUGUUAUCAGCACAAAAGAGUGUGUAAUGCCAGGAGGAGUGUCAGAGGUGACGGACCAUCCUGCAGCCUGUUUCCUGCCCAGCCCCAGCCCCAGCCCCACAGUGGAGUGGACUGGUUUGGAGUGGAGUUGAGAUACUACUUUGGCCUCAUGUGCUAGUCCUAGAACUCUAGUCCUGAGUCAAUCAGUUACUCGGGGAAAACUCCCACAAAGCUUUCCUUCAUGGUAGUUUGCCGCUGACCCGUCGGCGAGAGAGUAGGGGCAGGGUACUUUUGAAAUCGGAUUACCCCCCAUGGCACAUACUCACACGAGCUUAUAUUCAACAACCUCUUUGAAGUGGACCCUGCUAUUACCUGCUCUGUGUGCGGUUCCAAUGGCGUUCCUCUUGAGGCCUGAUUGGGGCAGUGGUGCCCACUAACCCUCCUGCAAAUCUGUCCAUACCAGCCAAUGGCAAUGCCUCGCUUCUGCCGUCAUCGACCAACCAGAAGUUGCCGCUCCCUGUGGAGCCUCAUUCCUACCUAGCAGUGGGUUUCUGUGAGACCAAACUCAUCCAUCCCAUCCCAGCCCUUGGACCCAUCACUUCACUACCCACCGGCCCACUCGCUGGCUAUAUAGAUAAGGUGUCCGGUGAGACCAGAGCCCAGAGAUCAUCCCAACAGCUCCCUACCCUGAAAGUGAGACUAACCUACCUGCAUCAGGCCAGAGAGGCAGUGCACUCAUCCAGCACAGCCGACCAGCCCUCUUCCCCCUAUCUAGUACUGGGUAGUGGGCACACCAGGAUCCACCCACCCAUCCCAGGCUUCCGGGAAGUACUCCAGCCUGCAAGCCACGUGUGUCGCUCCCCUUCCAUAGUAGUGAGAUCAACCCAGCCUGCUAACCCCCUUCGUUCCUGUCUAGUUCUGGGUACCACUGACGCCAACCCACCCGCCCCAGGCCCCCGGGGAGUUCUCCAGCCCGCAGGCUGUGUAUCUGGCUCCCGUUCCCCGCGUGCUGCAGCUGAUGCCGGACAGCUAGAUGUGGGGCUGAGAGCCAUGCCUGGGCCUCGCCUCGCUUUGCUGGCCCUCCUGUGUGCACCGCUGCUCUGCCUCGCACACGGCCAGCAGCCCCCCGUCACAGCCCCCAGCCCACGCAAGACUCUGCACCACCAGGAUGCCCACGCCAGGGUGUUCCGUGAGGAGGGCGUGUGGAACUACACCACCAUGCUGCUGAGGGAGGACCUGGGCCUGCUGAUGCUGGGGGCCCGCGAGGCCAUCUACGCACUCAACAUCAGCGACAUCUCACACAGCCAGUCUGCCGUUUAUUGGCGUGUACCUGAGGACAAACAGACCCAGUGCACCUACAAGGGGAAGAACGCUGAUGUGGAGUGUCGAAACUACAUCCGUACGCUGCAUAAGAUCAACAGCACCAGCAUGUACGUGUGUGGCACCAACGCCUUCAGCCCCACGUGUGACUAUCUGGUCUUUGCUGAUGGUCAGCUGAGGCUGGGGGAGGUGCAUGAGGAGGGGAAAGGGAAAUGCCCCUUUGACCCCUUACAGAGAUACGCCUCCCUCAUGGUCGGUAAUGACCUUUACUCUGCCACGGCUAUCAACUUCCUGGGCUCGGAGCCAGUGUUGCUGCGCAGCUCCCAUACCACCCUCCGCACAGAGUUCAAAAGCUCCUGGCUCAACGAACCCAACUUUGUGUACAUGAACCUGGUUCCGGAGAGUGACAACAGUGCCGAUGGGGAUGACGAUAAGGUGUACCUGUUCUUCAGUGAGAACGCUGUGGAGUACGACUUCUACAGCAAACUCAUGGUGUCCCGAGUGGCCCGCGUCUGCAAAGAGGACAUGGGCGGCCAGCGUACGCUGCAGAGGAAGUGGACGUCCUUCCUGAAGGCGCGUCUCGACUGCUCGGUGCCGCAGCCCAGCCUGCCCUACAUCGUGCAGGACAUCUUCCUGCUCAGCGGAGACUCCUGGGAGGACGGGGUCUUCUACGGUGUCUUCACACCCCAGUCGGAGUCGUCAGACUUGUCCGCAGUGUGUGCGUACAGCAUCACAGACAUCAGGAAUGUGUUCUCGGCGGGAAAGUACAAGACGCCGGUAUCAGUGGAGACCUCGCACAUCAAGUGGGUGAUGUUCAGCGGAGACGUGCCCUCCCCUCGACCUGGAGCGUGCAUCAACGACGCGGCACGUAAGCAGGGCAUGAAGCGGUCUUUGGACCUGCCAGACAAGACGCUGCAGUUCAUCCGCGACCGGCCCCUGAUGGACGACGCGGUGCGGCCCAUCACCGGGGCCCCGCUGCUGCUCAGGAGGGGCCCCGCCUUCACACGCAUCGUCGUCGACAACGUAGCCUCGCUGGAUGGACAAACGCACCCUGUCAUGUUCAUCGGCACCGAGAACGGCUUUGUGCAGAAGGCUGUGAACUAUGGAGGCGACAUGCACAUCAUUGAAGAGGUGCAGCCUCUCGACACAGAUCAACCCAUCAAGACAUUACGCCUGUCACUCAGCACGGGCCAGCUGUAUGUGGGUACAGAGGCGGGGGCUGCCCAGAUGCCCCUGAGUGAUUGUGGCCGCUACUCCUCCUGCCUGGACUGUGUGCUGGCUAGAGACCCCUACUGUGCAUGGAGUCUCACAGACAGCGUUUGUGCCACCCUGCCACGCUCGCCAGACACCGACGAUGGGAGUUUGCUGCAGAGUCUUAAAGCGGGAGAUGCCUCCUCCUGUCCAGAGCCUACUCCGGUGGCGUCCAAGGCCACGCAUGUAGCUAUGGACAGCACGGUGCGUCUGGACUGCCAGGUGGACUCCAACCUGGCAGAGGUGAGCUGGCUCUUCAACGGGGAGCCUCUGCAGGUGUUGGUCCAGAAGCACUACCUGUUCCCCCAGGGCCUGCUUCUCCUCUCCGCCUCCACCAGCGACCUGGGGGAAUACACCUGCCAGGCCACCGAGCACUCAGGUGGCCACCCCUACUCACACGUCAUAGCCGCCUACCAGCUGCUGCCCCUGCAGCCUGUCAUCCCAGAGCCUGGCGUAGGGGAGGGAGGGGGAGAGGGAGGGGAUGACCAGGGGGAUGGGACAGAUGAGGACGAGGGUCCUGGAGCUACUGAGCCCCCAGUUAGCAAGGUGACUGCACCCAAGAAGGGCACCACCACAACGGGUGGAGACGACGACUCGACCCCCGAGCAGCCUCAACCCAACGCAGAGGUGCGGCAGGUAACGGGGCUGCAGGUUGCCGUGGCGUCGCUAGCGUUGAUUCUGAUCGGUGUGCUUGGGGUCGGCCUGUUUCUCGGCAGGGGUCGCAUUCGCUCCCGCUUCCGAUCGACACCCAGCUCCGCCAGGAACGGCACGGCGUACCACCCGGCACCGCAGGGCAAGGAGGACAACCACAGAACUGACCAGAACUUUAACACCCCCACCACCGUCACCUUCAGUGGGAAAGGGGUGAGCAACGGACCAUCGGUGGCCAUAACCACCAUCGGAGAGGAGUCGGAGAUUUAACACUGGAUGCAAACUCAUGACACUGAGCUGAAGGACUCAGGGAGACGGGGAAACUUGAACAUUGACCUCUGCUGGAAAAGUCACUGUCAUCUCAGCAAACCAAAUAAAUGAACAUUGAAUGGCUUCAGAUUUUUUUAUAUUCAUGUCAUUCAAGUGGUAAAUAUUUUUCAGCCCUUCUUGGCUGAUCAGAGAAAUGGCAGCAUUUGGUAUCUUUUUGUUUCUCAAGAAGGCCUGUAAGGCUUAUGCAACGUCAAGGCAACACAUUUUUCACUGACUGAAUGAAUGAAUAGUCAGAUCACUGCCGUGUAAAUGUUGUAUAAAUAAUUUUUAUAAGUGUAUAUUUUGGAAAAAAAAAUGUUUUUGUAUUGCAUUUGUAAGCCCCACCCGUAGCAUAUGAAUAAGAUCCAGUACGCUGUAUUAAAUUGGGCUUUCUCUA
Messenger RNA from Engraulis encrasicolus (European anchovy), 4451 nucleotides. RefSeq lists its product as uncharacterized. Gene Ontology annotation, molecular function: semaphorin receptor binding; chemorepellent activity. Gene Ontology annotation, cellular component: plasma membrane. The transcript has 15 exons. Lineage: Eukaryota; Metazoa; Chordata; Actinopteri; Clupeiformes; Engraulidae. Gene Ontology annotation, biological process: positive regulation of cell migration; neural crest cell migration; axon guidance. The record is from RefSeq and is a predicted model, not a curated record. The coding region runs from base 1574 to 4015 and encodes 813 amino acids.